Molecule: messenger RNA, 447 nt
Organism: Penaeus monodon (black tiger shrimp)
Lineage: Eukaryota; Metazoa; Arthropoda; Malacostraca; Decapoda; Penaeidae
Exons: 2
Coding region: 1-447 (148 amino acids)
Biological process (GO): DNA integration
Molecular function (GO): nucleic acid binding
Source: RefSeq, a predicted model, not a curated record
AUGGCAGAGCACUUCCUGGUAAGUCUCGCAGCCACCAUCAGUUUCUUCAGGAGAUUAUUCCGUGACCUAGGUGUCCCUCUUCGGCUACACACUGAUGGAGGACCUCAGUUUUCAAGCCGAGAUUUUAACGACUUUCUGUGUCGAUGGGGUGUUUGUCAUGAUGCAUCCUCUCCCCAUUAUCCACAGAGUAAUGGCCUUGCAGAAGCUGCAGUGAAGGCAGUGAAACACCUAACUAUGAAGUUUGCCCCUUCUGAUAUCCUGAAUGAAGCUUUUGACCGUGGAUUGCUGGAACUUCGUAAUACACCACGUCAGGAUGGCCGUUCCCCUGAGCAAAUUUUGUUCGGCCACCCUCUUCGUUCCUGUGUUCCAGCCCAUAGGUCGUCUUUUGCUCCAGAAUGGCAAGCAAAGGCAGAAGACUGUGAUCGCCGUGCAGCUGCACGGACAUAG